Molecule: messenger RNA, 2532 nt
Organism: Emys orbicularis (European pond turtle)
Lineage: Eukaryota; Metazoa; Chordata; Testudines; Emydidae
Gene: GPLD1
Product: glycosylphosphatidylinositol specific phospholipase D1
Exons: 25
Coding region: 1-2532 (843 amino acids)
Cellular component (GO): extracellular region; extracellular matrix
Molecular function (GO): GPI anchor phospholipase D activity
Source: RefSeq, a predicted model, not a curated record
AUGUGCCAGUGUAUUAGCAAUAUGGAUGGUUGCAAGGUUUGGUCUGUUCUGCUGAUUAUAGUUUACAGCCUGUCCCAAAGAUGUAUGCCAUGUGGUAUUUCAACACAUAUUGAAAUAGCACACCGAGCUCUGGAAUUUUUCAGUAAACAUGAAGGGAAUGUUAACUAUAGAAAGUUGUUACUAAACCACCAGGAUGCAUUUCAGGCUGGGAGCCUUUAUCCUGAUGCCUUUUAUCCUGUUAUCUGCAGGAAUGGAAUAUUCCAUUAUGUUUCUGAAGACACUCACUGGGCACCAUUUCUCAACACUAGUAUCCAUUACAUCAGGAAGAAGUAUCCUCAGCCUUGGGAGGAGGCUACAGAGAAACUGGUGGCUUUCCUGUUUGGAAUUACUUCACAUAUGGUGGCAGAUGUGAGCUGGCAUAGCUUGGGCAUUGAUCAAGGAUUUCUAAGGACCAUGGGAGAAAUUGAUUUUCAUGGCUCAUACUCAGAUGCUCAUCGUACUGGUGAUUUUGGAGGUGACGUAUUGAGCCAGUUUGAGCUUGAUUUUAGUUACCUGAAAGCAGACUGGUAUGUACCAGUCAAAGACCUGCUAGCUAUCUAUAAGGAAUAUUAUGGCCAAGAAGUAAUAACCGAAGGCACAAUUAUUGACUGCACUUACCUGCUGUUUCUCGAAUUGCAUGGAGAAAUGCUUGCUGUUGCCAAGCUUUUCCCAUCAUAUGCUAGCAAAUCGCCAUUUUUGGUGGAGAGGUUCCAGGAGUAUUUCCUUGGAGGACUGGAUGACAUGGCAUUUUGGUCAAAUAAUAUUUUUCAGCUAGCAAGCCACAUGUUAGAAAAUGGGACUAGUGGCUGCUUCAUACCUGAGAACCCUCUGUUUAUAGAGUGCAAUGGGGAGCACAAGAACAGCGACAUAAUUAAAGAGUUCAAAAAGGAACAGCACAAGAGCAUGACUUCUUCACUCACAAAAACAACUGAAAAGAAUAUAAAUUAUACGGAGAAAGGAGUUUAUUUCAAUAUGCAGUCCUGGGCAACCAAAUCCCUCCACUUUAUUAAUAGUGCUUUUGCAAAGAAUGUCAGGAAAGCGUUUGCAGUCAUGCAUCAGCAAUCCUCAAACCACGUCUUCAAGCCCACAGCCUCAUACUUUCUGAAAUCACCCUAUGCCAGGCUUGGAUGGGCAAUGGCCUCAGGUGACUUAAACCAAGAUGGUUAUGAGGAUCUAGUGGUUGGAGCACCAGGAUACAGCAGAUUGGGCCGUGUUCAGAUAGGACAGGUGUACAUAAUCUACAGUAAUCGGUCAGGUUUGCCUCCAGUAAACAUGGAUCUAGACAAGGAAGCGGAUCAAGUGCUGGAGGGUUGUCAGCCUUCAGGCAGGUUCGGUUCUGCCAUAGCAGUACUGGACUUCAAUGAGGACGGAGUACCAGACAUAGCGGUGGGAGCACCUUCUGUAGGAUCACAGAAUCUCACUUAUACAGGUGCUGUGUAUGUAUAUCUGGGCACUACAGGAAGAGGCUUGUCACCUUGGCCAAACAUUACCAUAAUUUGCCAGCACACAUUCUGUAACCUUGGCUGGUCACUGCUGGCUGCUGAUAUUGAUGGGGAUGGAAAGUCUGAUCUGGUUGCCGGUUCUCCUUAUGCACCUGGCGGUGGGAAGCAGAGAGGAUUUGUAGUUGCAUUUUAUUCUCACUUCAACAGGAGUGACAAAGAGCUGCUGUCAGUAGAGGAUGCCAACUGGAUGGUGAAGGGGGAAAAGAACUAUGCCUGGUUUGGAUAUUCACUUGUUAGUCACCAGUUGAAGAACAAAACCUUACUGCUGAUUGGAAGUCCUACCUGGAAGAGCUGUAUUGGUCUAGGUUGCUACAGCUCAUUGGAUACCAAACAGAGUGUUGGAAAGGUGUAUGGAUAUAACCCACCAAGCACACUAAGCUGGUUUUCCGUAACUGGAGACAUGGACAGGGGCAAACUGGGUUCGUCGUUGGCCAGUGGCUUCAUGUCUGUGGCUGGAAUUCCAAGAGAAGUGUUGGUGGUGGGUGCACCUACCUCUGACAGCACGUCUAGGAUUGCAUUUAUACCCUCAGUACUGCACCAAGCUGGAACUGUUCUGAUGUAUGACUUGACAGAUGGUGCCAAACCUUCUUUGCUCAGCACUUUCAGUGGGGACAGGAGGUUCUCUCGCUUUGGAGGAGAUGUACACUUAAAUGACCUGGACAAUGAUGGACUAGAUGAAAUUAUUGUGACAUCUCCUCUGAGAACUGACGACAUCACGUCUGUACUGUUUGGAGGGGAGGCUGGACGUGUGUACAUCUACAAUGGAAACCAGACCACCUCCGGUCAUGUGACAGACAACUGCAAAUCAUGGACUUCUCCUUGUCCUGAGGACUGGGCACAAUAUGUACUAAUUUCUCCUGAAGAAAGAUCAAGGUUUGGGAGCUCCAUCAUCACUGUGAAAUCUCAAGGAAAGAGAGAAGUUGUAGUAGCUGCUGAGAGAAGUUCGGUGAAAGCUAGACUUAGUGGAAGGCUUUUUAUGUAUACCCUUUAA